AUGCCCUUCACCUCGCCAUCAUGGGUGCCAGCUCUGCCCGAAAUCCCCGAUUCCAUCUCACUCGAACGCUUCAUGUUCGACGAGCACUAUGGCCGUCAUCCUCUAGGCUACUCCCGCCCACCCUUCAGCUGCGCAUUGACAGGCCGCCAAUUCAGCGCCCUGGAAAUGAAAGAGCGAGUCGAUCACCUCUCAAGAGCACUGUGCAAAGAAUUCGGAUUCAAGCCCAACGAAGGCUCAGAAUGGGAUAAGGUGGUCGGUGUCUUCUCCUUGAACACAAUCGACUACAUGACUCUUGCUUGGGCGGUGCACCGAAUAGGCGGGAUUUUGACCUGCGUCAAUGCCGCGUAUAAUGCCUCUGAGCUGGAGUAUCAGAUGAAUGAUUCGGGAGCCAAGGCGAUUUUCACUUGUCUGCCGUUAUUGCAGACUUGCAAGGAUGGAGUCAAGAAGUCCAAGUUGCCGAAUGAUAGGAUUUAUCUGUUGCCUUUGCCGGAGCAGGUCACGCCGGGGUUGCAGAAUCAGGGACAUCAGACGAUUGAGCAUUUGGUCAAGUUGGGCGAGACAUUGGAUAAAGUCCCGGCUUCGGAUGAGAGAUGGAGUAAAGGCGAGGGGAAGAGACGGUGUGCGUUUUUGUGCUAUUCGAGUGGUACUUCCGGCCUUCCCAAGGGUGUCAUGAUCUCACAUUACAAUGUCAUGGCCAACACAGUCCAGCUCGUCACGCACGAGACGCCAAUCCGGGAGGAACUCCAGAGGGAAACAGAGAACAUCAACUACACCGAGUUCAGCCUCGGCUUGCUCCCCAUGUCGCACAUCUACGGCUUGGUCGUCAUCUCGCACCUGGGCCCAUACCGCGGAGACGGCGUGGUCGUACUACCGAAGUACGACUUCAAAUGGCUCCUGCAAUGUAUUCAGGACUACAAGAUCUCCAUGCUGUACCUCGUGCCGCCUAUGAUCAUCCACAUUACGAAAGCUAGAGAUGUGUGCAAGCAGUACGAUCUGUCCAGCGUUCGUGCGGCGUUCACGGGAGCGGCGCCUCUUGGGCCGGAGACUGCGGAUGACCUGGCGCAGAUGUUUCCCAAGUGGUCGAUUCAGCAGGGAUAUGGUCUUACGGAAACCUCGACUGUUGUAUGUGCCACCUCGCCGAAGGAUGUCUGGUUGGGCAGUUCAGGAUCGAUUCUCCCUGGUAUCUAUUGCCGAAUCGUCACGGUUGAGGGGAAUGAGAUUACUGGAUACGACCAGCCAGGCGAGCUGUGGGUCAAGUCUCCAUCAGUGGUGCUGGGAUACCUGAACAACCAAAAGGCGACCAAGGAGACAUUCAUCGAUGAGAAAGAUGGAAGAUACAUGCGCACUGGAGACGAGGCUGUCAUCAGGAAGAGCAAGAACGGACACGAGCACAUCUUCAUCACCGACAGGAUCAAGGAAUUGAUCAAGGUCAAAGGCCACCAAGUCGCCCCCGCCGAACUCGAAGCCCACCUCCUCACGCACCCCUCCGUAAACGACGUCGUCGUCAUCGGCAUCCCCUCCGCGCGCGAAGGCGAAGUGCCCAAAGCCUUUGUGGUGAAAAACGCCGGCGUCAAAGAAUCCGACGACGAGCUCCGCCGAUCCAUCGAGAAGCACGUCGCGGACCACAAGACGGAUCACAAGAGGUUGAGGGGUGGGGUGCAGUUUAUCGAGGCGGUGCCCAAGAGUCCGAGUGGGAAGAUUUUGAGGAGGUUGAUGAGGGAUCAGGAGAAGGAGAGGUUGAGGAAGGAGGGGGCGAGGUUGUGA
Zasmidium cellare ATCC 36951 is the source of this 1764-nucleotide messenger RNA. RefSeq lists its product as uncharacterized. NCBI's taxonomy places the organism in Eukaryota, Fungi, Ascomycota, Dothideomycetes, Mycosphaerellales, Mycosphaerellaceae. Bases 1 to 1764 code for a protein of 587 amino acids. The transcript has 3 exons. Gene Ontology annotation, molecular function: CoA-ligase activity. The record is from RefSeq and is a predicted model, not a curated record.